ACCCAAACGGCUACUUCUCCAUUGAAAAAAAACCUUAUAAAUAGCCAUCACCAACACCAAUCCCUCUCACAUUUCCAACACCAUUUCUCUUGUCAAGAAGAUAUUCCAUUAUUGCCCUCCCUCCAAUGGCUUCCCGUUACGAAGUCGAGGUCACGAUCGUAUCGGCCAAGGAUCUGAAGAACGUCAACUGGCGCCACGGCCGCCUGAAGCCGUACGCCGUCGUCUGGGUCGUCCCCAGGAGCAAAGUCACCACCAGGGUGGACGAGGAGGGGGACACGUGCCCCUACUGGGACCAGAAGCUCGUGAUCCCCUUCAACACCCCCGUCGACGACUCCUACCUCUACAUCGACGUCGUCCACGCCAAGGCCGCCGAGGGUACCAAGCCCCUCGUCGGCUCCGCCCGCCUCCCCCUCCGCGACGUUGCCCUCGGCGAGCGAGCCGUCAGGAAGCUGGAGUUGACGCGCCCCUCGGGCCGCCCGCACGGCAAGCUCGACGUGAAAGUCGCCGUGCGCGAAACCCGCUAUCAAGCGCUGGACCCGUACUACGCCCAACCCUACGGCGUCCCACCGCAGAGCUCUAGGGACCCGUACUCUGCAGCUCCGCCGGCCUACGGUGGCAGCGCCUACGGGGCACCGCCAGCGAGUCCUUACCAGGCGGGUCCACCUGCCGGGUACCCGUCUUACGGUCAGCCAGCUCAGCCGUCUUAUGGGCAGCCGGCUCAACCGUCCUACGGGCAGCCGGGGUACGGGGGAUACGGACAGGGGGAAACACAGUACGGGCAGGGUGGGCAACAACAGCAGCAGGGAGUUUACGGAAGACCGGAGCAGAAGAAGAAGGGUAUGUUUGGAAAGAUGGGGACGGGAACGGGAUUGGCAGUGGGGGCGCUGGCGGGGGUGCUGGGUGGGAUCGCGCUGGUGGAGGGGGCCGAGUUCGUGGAGGACAAGAUCGCCGACGACGCAGCGGAUCGGGUGGAGGACCGAGACAGGUACGACGACAAUAGGUACGAUGAUGGCGGGUAUGGCGAUGGUGGUUAUGAUGAUGACUACUAGAUUGGGUCCUCCCGAUGAAAUGUGUUUGGUUUUUCUUUUGUUCCGAUCCUGCGAAACAUCAGAUCAGAACUUCUCUCUUUCUCUCUCUCUCUCUUUUUCCUUGGAAAUCUGAUUCGAGUCGUUUGACUUUUCAUUGGCUUGGCUUGGCUUGGCUUGCCUAGUGUCGUCAGCUUCUACAUUACUAGAAUAAACGCAUUUGGCUUGCAAUUU
Messenger RNA from Rhododendron vialii, 1259 nucleotides. Its product is annotated as protein SRC2 homolog. NCBI's taxonomy places the organism in Eukaryota, Viridiplantae, Streptophyta, Magnoliopsida, Ericales, Ericaceae. The record is from RefSeq and is a predicted model, not a curated record. The transcript has a single exon. Gene Ontology annotation, biological process: defense response. The coding region runs from base 126 to 1049 and encodes 307 amino acids.